Messenger RNA from Candidula unifasciata, 906 nucleotides. The record is from the annotation of a GenBank genome assembly. NCBI's taxonomy places the organism in Eukaryota, Metazoa, Mollusca, Gastropoda, Stylommatophora, Geomitridae.
AUGCCUCGCAAAAGAACAACACGGUUGCAGUCGACUAAAACACACGUGAAAGUUGAAUCAGACGACAAGGGUUUGACUGGAAAGGAGAGGACAGAACAGCUUCAACUUUUCUUGAGAGAUUAUGACAGUCGAGUGAAAACGGUGCUGAAAGACAUUGAGAAAAAGAAAAGAGCAAUGCUGGCUUUUAUACAGACAAGAUUCGAACAACAGAUCUCGGACCUACCAUUUGAAAUCAAAGAUAUGACGCUUGAAGAUUUUGCAAAAUGCGGCGGAACUUUUGAAGCUGCGCUGGCAAACGUGAGAGCUCAAGCAAAAAACACCACACACAACAAGUUUGCUGAGCUGCAGAAUUUGAAAUGGAAUUCAACAGAGGAGGAGAAGGUCCUGGAGAAUAUCAUAGAAGAAGGCAGCGAGGAUACAGUUCCCAUGUUUGCCCAACCAACCACGGUUAAAGCUAAAGUAAGAUCCUUGAAAUAUUUGUUUGAGGGCAAAAUGUGUUUUCUGAUGUUUGUUUUUAACAUACAAGGCCACAGAAGGUCACGGUGUGACUUGCCCCCUUCCACCCCUGAACUACCAACCAUGCAGACCCAGGAAUCUCCUCUCCGAUUUAUGACUCCUGUAAGCAAAAUGAGCCAGCCAUUAUGGGGACCAACUCCUCUUGUGACACCAAAAUUCGAUCCCACUCUUCCAGUAACUCCUGAAAACAGCAGAGAAGCCAAGCCUGGCGAGAGGUUCAUGUCGAUGGCAGGAAGUCCUAUACUGGUUACAAAGAACCGACGUAUUAGCGAAGCUGUUGAUAAGAAAGAGAUGGCCCAGCAGUGGUCAGACAUUGCUGGCAUGGAUCUGACCCCAACCCGAGUGGAACAAAUGCUUAAAGCUGUAGCUGAAAAAAUGAACCAAAAAUAA